GACUCUUUUGUUCCUCCAGUUCACAGUAUCAGCUGAGAUGGGCACGAGUGGAGCUGGGCAGAGGAUGCACAUUGCUUUGGUUGAUUCACAAAGCUGUGUCUCCAGCACCUAGGCUCUGAGGGCUUCUCAGAUAUACACAGAGCCAUUCAUUGUUUUGCAGGAGAGUGCAUGGUGCUUUUUGCACCAAAAAGAUUUUAGUCUGUCUGCUUUAAACUUCUCUAAAGAGGAAGGUAUUUUGAAAGAAUCUGUAUUUUCCUGGCCCAAGAAAGGGUAGUAAAAGGAGUUGAUUCAGUAAAUUUAAUAAUCACAAAUUCACUGGUUCCUUUCAGAACUUAGGGAUUCUUCCUGCUGUCAGUAUAUGUUUCUGCCAUAGAGGAAAACUUCAGCUGGACAGUGAGAAUUCUAACGUAGGGAUUAAGGGGAAUGGUACAGUUCAGUUUUGUCUCUGACCUAAAGAGUCUAAUGAGCACAAGUUUCUGGAGAGCUUUAUUUUUUGUUUUUAUUUUUUGGCGGUAGUAGGAGUUGAACCCAAAGCUUUUGCACUGAGCAAGUCCUUCAUAAAUUUUUAUUUAGAGGCAAGGUCUCACUAAAGUCACUAAACUGCUCUGACGAGGCUCAAACUUGGAGUCUUUCUACCUUAGCCUCCUAGCAUGCUGGGAUUACAGGCAUGUACCUCCAUGCCUGGCUAACUGUUUAGUCCUGAGUGGACCCAAUGAGCUCUUCUUUUACCGUGGUCCUUCCUGGCCCUGCUGUGGUGCAGAAAGCAAUGCCGAUGAUCCCGCAGAGUGUGCCCGGCUCCUGUCUGGCACAGUAGUACCUACCAGGGCUAAGCCCUCUCUGACUGCUGCUGUUGACAUCAUAGGUCAGGCUCACCUUGUGCUACCCAGCAGAAUGACCACAAUUACUGGGCAGCUGUCAUUUAUAUAUGCUCAGAUCAUCCACAAAUCUCACCCGGGCCAGAUACAUUGAAAGGAUUCUGUCGCAGUGCCAGGGAGGUCUCUGAACAUCUGAAAAACCUUUCUAAUACUUUUCAUUUCUUGUUUAUUUUUUUUUUUUUUUGGUCUUUUUUGUUUUUAUCGGUACCAGGGAUCAAACUCAAACUUGCAAGGCAGGCGCUUAUGCCACUGAGCUAAAUCCCCAGCCCUGUUUCUUAUUUAGAGACAGGGUCUCACUGUGUAGUUCAGGCUGGCCUUGAACUCACUGUUGUAGCUCUGGCUGGCCUCAACCUUGUGGUGAUCCUCCCUUCAGUGUGCUGGGAUUAUAGGUGUGGUAUUUUUUUUUUAAUUUUGAUUUUUUUAGGUUUUAUAUAUGAUUAUGACCGCAAAGGAGCACUUGGCCUUAAUAGCCAUUUCCAGAAGGCGUGGUUGGAAGAGCUGCACCCCUCUGAUGAAGUGGAAAAGUGUGCCUGGCAGUGCCGCUGGCAGGACAGAGGCCCGGGUACCAGAGGCCUGAGUAUGUGUCUCUCCAUCCUGCAGAGCUGACCUUGGCGGGGCUGGGCUAUAUUUACUCUUUUCCAGACUUUGAUUCGUUGGGUGAGAGGAAGGCCUGAAGAGGGCUCAGCAGCCACAGUCGCUCAGCGCCUGGUCUUCCUUUGCCCUCUUGGGCUGUGUUUAAUUUUGUGCUUCCUUGCAAACAUACAAUCACUGUGCUAUCUUUAGCUAUGCUGUGGUGCAGCCUUGCCUCAGGAGAGACAGAACAUGACAGCUGGUUUACAUUUUCCUGGACAAAAUGCACCGCUCAGGUUAAGGUGACAGUGGAUCAGGAGCCAGCCCACCACCCCUUUUGUUGGGGAGCCGAGAGCGUGGAGGCAUGGAGGAGAGGAAGCAUGAGGCUGUGAACCAGGCUCAUGUUCUCUUUGACCGGUUCGUCCAGGCCACCACCUGCAAGGGCACGCUCAAGGCCUUUCAAGAGCUCUGUGACCACCUGGAGCUGAAGCCCAAGGACUACCGCUCCUUCUAUCACAAGCUCAAGUCCAAACUCAACUACUGGAAGGCAAAAGCCCUCUGGGCCAAGUUGGACAAACGGGGCAGCCACAAAGACUACAAGAAGGGAAAGGCGUGCACUAACACCAAGUGUCUCAUCAUUGGAGCUGGGCCCUGCGGUCUCCGAACAGCCAUUGAUUUGUCUUUAUUGGGAGCCAAGGUCGUCGUCAUUGAGAAGCGAGAUGCCUUUUCCCGCAACAAUGUCCUGCAUCUCUGGCCCUUCACCAUACAUGAUCUUCGAGGUCUGGGUGCCAAAAAGUUCUAUGGCAAGUUCUGUGCCGGAGCUAUCGACCAUAUCAGUAUCCGUCAGCUCCAGCUAAUACUUUUGAAAGUAGCCUUGAUCUUGGGCAUCGAAAUCCAUGUCAAUGUGGAAUUCCAAGGACUUGUACAGCCCCCUGAGGACCAAGAAAAUGAACGGAUAGGUUGGCGAGCACUGGUGCAUCCCAAAACUCAUCCUGUGUCUGAGUUCGAAUUUGAAGUGAUCAUCGGUGGAGAUGGCCGUAGGAACACCUUGGAAGGUUUUCGUCGAAAAGAAUUUCGUGGCAAACUAGCCAUUGCCAUUACAGCAAAUUUUAUUAAUCGAAAUACAACUGCCGAAGCCAAAGUGGAGGAGAUCAGUGGCGUGGCCUUUAUAUUCAACCAAAAGUUUUUCCAGGAAUUACGAGAAGCUACAGGUAUUGACUUGGAGAACAUCGUUUACUACAAAGAUGACACACACUAUUUCGUUAUGACAGCCAAAAAGCAGAGUUUACUGGACAAAGGGGUGAUACUGCAUGACUAUGCUGACACCGAGCUCUUGCUGUCCCGGGAGAAUGUGGACCAGGAGGCCCUGCUGAACUACGCCCGGGAGGCAGCAGACUUCUCCACGCAGCAGCAGCUGCCCUCUCUAGACUUUGCCAUCAACCACUACGGGCAGCCCGAUGUGGCCAUGUUUGAUUUCACGUGCAUGUACGCCUCUGAGAAUGCUGCCUUGGUACGGGAGCAGAAUGGGCACCAGUUGCUAGUGGCCCUGGUUGGGGACAGCCUCCUAGAGCCUUUCUGGCCCAUGGGAACAGGAAUAGCCCGGGGCUUCCUAGCUGCUAUGGACUCUGCCUGGAUGGUACGAAGUUGGUCUCUCGGAGCCAGCCCCCUGGAAGUUCUGGCAGAGAGGGAAAGCAUUUACAGGUUGCUGCCUCAGACAACCCCUGAGAAUGUGAGCAAAAAUUUCAGCCAGUACAGCAUCAACCCUGUCACUCGGUAUCCUAAUAUUAACAUCAACUUCCUGCGGCCGAGCCAGGUGCGUCAUUUAUAUGAUACUGGAGAAACAAAAGAUAUUCAUCUGGAAAUGGAGAACCUAGUGAAUUCCCGAACUACCCCGAAAUUGACCCGCAAUGAGUCUGUAGCUCGUUCAAGCAAACUGCUGAGUUGGUGCCAAAGGCAGACGGAUGGUUAUGCGGGAGUAAAUGUGACAGAUCUUACCAUGUCUUGGAAAAGUGGCCUGGCCCUGUGUGCAAUCAUCCACCGAUACCGCCCUGAUCUGAUAGAUUUUGAUUCUUUGGAUGAGCAGAAUGUGGAGAAGAAUAACCAGCUGGCCUUUGAUAUUGCUGAGAAGGAACUGGGCAUUUCUCCCAUCAUGACAGGCAAAGAGAUGGCCUCAGUUGGGGAACCCGACAAGCUGUCCAUGGUGAUGUACCUGACUCAGUUCUACGAGAUGUUUAAGGACUCACUGUCUUCCACCGACACCCUGGAUCUGAAUGCUGAGGAGAAAGCAGUCUUGAUUGCCAGCACCAAGUCCCCCAUUUCCUUCCUUAGCAAGCUCGGGCAGACCAUCUCCCGGAAGCGUUCUCCCAAGGAUAAGAAAGAAAAGGACCUGGAUGGAGCAGGAAAGAGGAGAAAGACUAGUCAGUCAGAAGAGCAGGAAGAGGUUUCCAGGGGCUACAGAGGAGAAAGACCAACACUGGUGAGCACUCUGACAGACAGGAGGAUGGAUGUUGCCAUCGGGAACCAAAACAAAGUGAAGUACAUGGCAACUCAGCUACUGGCCAAAUUUGAAGAGAAUGCACCGGCCCAGUCCACUGGCAUAAGGAGGCAGCCAACACAAGAGCGUGGGGUCAGCCAGCCGUCCUGUCACCUGCCUGAGCAGGGUCGCCUUGCUCACAUCCCCCAGUGGAAACAGCGACGAGGAAAGGACCAUUCUCGGACCUGCCCCAAAAAAGUGAUCACACUGUGUCCUCCCCCUUCUCCACUUCCCUGCCGGGUGCACAGUGGCCAGCAGAGAUACAGGCAUCUUGAUGCUGACACCUGUGGCAAGCAGAGUCCCCACCAUGAGAGGCCAGAGCCUGAACCUCCUCGUCGAUUUUUUGUUGACCAGUGGGAGCUUUCUGUUAGUCUCCGUUCCUCCAAUCGCCCUGCCUCUCCCUCCUCAGACUCCCUCCGACAGAAGUAUAUAAAGAUGUACACUGGCGGAGUGAGCUCAUUGGCUGAGCAGAUAGCCAAUCAGCUGCAAAGGAAAGAGCAGCCCAAAACCCUUCUAGACAAGAAGGAACUGGGCUCCAUGAAGAAGGAGUUCCCGCAGAACCUAGGGGGCAGCGACACCUGCUAUUUCUGCCAGAAGCGGGUGUACGUGAUGGAGAGGCUGAGUGCCGAGGGCAAGUUCUUCCACCGGAGCUGCUUCAAGUGCGAGUACUGUGCCACCACCCUGCGCCUCUCGGCGUACGCCUACGACAUCGAGGACGGUAAAUUCUACUGUAAACCACACUACUGUUACCGGCUCUCUGGCUACGCACAAAGGAAGAGGCCAGCAGUGGCUCCUCUGUCUGGAAAGGAAGCCAAAGGACCCCUGCAGGAUGGCCCUGCUGCAGACGCAAACGGACGGGCCAGCACCGUUGCCAACUCAGCCGAGAGAACUUCAGGUUCCAGCGUGAAUGGCUUGGAGGAGCCCAGCGUCGCCAAGAGGCUGAGGGGCACCCCGGAGAGGAUUGAGCUGGAGAACUACCGGCGGUCCGUGAAGCGGGCGGAGGAGCUGGAGGAGGUGCCUGAGGAGACACAGGCUGAGCACAACCUGAGCAGCGUGCUGGACAAGGGCACCGAGGAGGACGUGGCCAGCAGCAGUUCCGAGUCGGAGAUGGAGGAAGAAGAUGAGGAAGAGGAGGAGGAGGACCAGCUGCCCCCCUCUGACCUGGGCGGUGUUCCUUGGAAGGAGGCUGUACGGAUCCACGCCCUUCUGAAAGGAAGGAGUGAAGAGGAGCUGGAGACCUCCAAAGGCUUUGGACCUGGGGAGGAAGAAGAAGAAGAAUACGAAGAGGAGGAGGAAGAAUACGAGGAGGAGGAAGAGGAGGAGGGAGAGGAAGCAUCUAGUGAAGAAGGGGAGUAUUGCCCCUGGGACAGAGAACUCCUGCAAAGCCAGUGGCUCCAGUACCUCUCAAAGGAAGAAGAAAAGGGUACCCGUAAAGCCGGGAACCACCGGCUACAGCAGAUCAUAAAUCCAGAGGACCCCUUGGCAAUCCAGGCUGAUGUGCACUGGACGCACAUUCGUGAGAAAGAGGAGGAGGAGAGGAUGGUCCCAACCUCCGAGUCCUCCACUUCUAGAGUGCCUGGCCUCCCCUCCAUACGCCGUGCAGCAGUGCAGGCCUGGCUGGAGACGGUCUCUGGAGUCCCAUUGGAUGAGGACGACCUGGAGGACGAUGAGGACUCAGAACCAGCCGAAAUUGAAGGGGAGGCAGCAGAGGAUGGAGACCCAGGGGACACUGGUGCUGAACUGGAUGACGAUCAGCACUGGUCUGACGACAUCCCCUCAGAAGCCGACACAGAGCUUCCGUUACGGAGCCAGGCUAAGGUGGAGGAGGAGCUGAGGGUGUCAGAAACCGAGGAGGAGGAGGAGGAGCCACCUGCUGUACCAAAGCAGCAAGAGACAGGUCCCUCCCAGGCCUCCAGCCCCAUCCGGUCUCCUCAGGAGCAAGCCGUUCUCUUCACCCCAGCCCACAGCCCUGUGACGGAGGGCCCCCAAAUCCCGCUUGCCUCUGUCACCACCAAGGUAAAAUCCCCUGAGGAGCAUCUCUUCCCUGAACCUCUGCUCCCCCAGGAGAGGUCCAAAGCUGAACCUCCUGUGGAUCAGAAAGCUGCACACACUCCCAUCAGAUCACAGCCCGCGGCUCUGCCGGAGGCCAGGACGCCUACCUCACCAGUCAGCUCACGGCUUGUGCUACCUGUGUCCCCCACUGCAACCCCCUCUGCUCAGCUCCCCAUUUGCUCCCAGCCUCAGCCUUCCUCUGAGGCCACCAUCCCGUCCCCCACAGAGUCCCCCAUUCGCUUCCAACCCAUUCCAGCAAAAACAUCCACCCCCCUGGCUCCUCUCCCCCUGAAGAGCCCAGGGGACCCCAGGGACAGGCUCGGCGGCCCCCUCGUAGUGGAGGAGGCCCUGAAGCGCAGCGACCUGGUGGAGGAGUUCUGGAUGAAGAGCGCUGAGAUCCGCCGCAGCCUGGGUCUCACGCCUGUGCAGCGGCACAAGGGGCCGGAGCCCAGCUUCCCCUUGCCAGCCGUCAGGCCCUUAUCCCUGAAAUCCUACUCGGUUGAGAAGUCCCCUCAGGAUGAGGGGCUCUGCCUUCUGAAACCUCCACCCGUUCCCAAAAGGCUGGGCCUGCCAAAAUCAGACGGUGAGCAGCCCUCCCUGCCAACUCCCAAGUCACCGCCUGACCGAGAACUGAGAAGCUCCCAAGAGGAGCGCAGGGACCUGUCCAGCAGCUCUGGCUUGGGCCUCCACGGCAGCUCCUCCAACAUGAAGACCUUGGGAAGCCAGAGCUUCAAUACCUCCGACUCCACCAUGCUCACUCCACCCUCCAGCCCACCCCCUCCACCACCCCCUGACGAGGAGCCCGCCACCCUGCAAAGGAAGCCUGAGCACAGGGAGGCUGAUCCCAAGGCCUCUAUCAUCCCUCCUCCCCCACCUGUGUUCAUGCGGCCCCCUCGAGAGCCUGCCCAGCCCCCCAGGGAGGAGGUUCGCAAGUCGUUCGUGGAGAGUGUAGAUGAGAUCCCCUUUGCUGAUGACGUGGAGGACACGUAUGAUGACAAGACCGAGGACUCGAGUCUGCAGGAGAAGUUCUUCACACCCCCCUCCUGCUGGUCCCACCCAGAGAGGCCCCCCCAGGCACCCCCAGCCAAGGAGAAUGGGAGGCUGCCUGCUCUGGAGGGCAACAUGCAGCUGCAGAAACGAGGGCUCCCCUGGGUCUCCCCAGAAGCCAAGGAGCUGGCCGAGGAGCGCAUGCGAGCCCGGGAGAAGUCUGUGAAGAGCCAGGCACUGAGAGAUGCCAUGGCCAAGCAGCUAAGCCAGAUGCAGGAGAUGGAGAUGGCUGCUGGGGCUUCCAGGUCCCACAGGGUGUCCUCAGUGGCCUCCCAGGGCAAAGAACUCAGGUCUGAGUCUGCCAGACAGCUGGGUCUCAGAGGCUCUGACGAGCCCACCUUGAAGCAUGAAGCCACCAGUGAGGAGGUCCUGUCGCCUCCCUCAGACUCAGGGGGCCCAGAUGGUUCUGUCACCUCAUCGGAGGGCUCCAGUGGAAAGAGCAAAAAGAGGUCAUCCCUCUUCUCUCCCCGAAGAAACAAAAAAGAGAAGAAGUCCAAAGGGGAGGGCCGACCUCCAGAGAAACCCAGCCCUAGCCUCCUGGAGGAGGUGGCUGCCAAGCCCAAGUCCUUAUGGAAGUCUGUCUUCUCUGGGUACAAGAAGGACAAAAAGAAGAAGGGCGAGGAGAAGUCUUGCUCCAGCACCCCAUCCAGCGGUACCACGGUGGACUCCGGCAGGCACAGGAUGUCCCCUAUCGUGAGAGCAGAGCUGCAGCUCCGGCGCCAGCUGAGUUUCUCAGAGGACUCAGACCUCUCCAGUGAUGACAUCCUCGAGAGAACCUCCCAGAAGUCCAAGCGAGAGUCGAUUUAUGUACCACACGCCUUGGCAUUCAGGAGACCCCAUUCAUCAAAGCCAAGAACCUACACAGAGGAGGAGCUGAGUGCCAAGCUGACCCGGCGAGUGCAGAAGGCGGCUCGGAGGCAGGCCAAGCAAGAGGAGCUCAAGCGGCUGCACCGAGCCCAGAUCAUCCAACGGCAGCUGGAGCAGGUAGAGGAAAGGCAGAGGCAGCUGGAGGAGAGAGGGGUUGCGGUGGAGAAGGCGCUCCGGGGAGAAGCAGUUGAGCCCAGUGGCGGGACUCCACGGCGUAGACCUCUCUCCUUCUGCCCUUGCUGUGUCCAGGAAGGCAUGGGCAAGAAGGAUGACCCCAAGCUGAUGCAGGAGUGGUUCAAGCUGGUGCAAGAGAAAAAUGCUAUGGUGCGCUACGAGUCAGAGCUGAUGAUUUUUGCCCGGGAGCUGGAGCUGGAGGACCGGCAGAGCCGACUGCAGCAGGAGCUGCGAGAGCGCAUGGCCGUGGAAGAUCACCUAAAGACGGAGGGGGAGCUGUCAGAGGAGAAGAAGAUCCUGAAUGAGAUGUUGGAGGUGGUAGAGCAGAGAGACUCCCUCGUUGCCCUGCUGGAGGAGCAGCGGCUUCGGGAAAAAGAGGAGGACAAGGACCUGGAAGCCGCCAUGCUGUCAAAGGGCUUCAGCCUGAACUGGUCCUAAGCUCCUGCAGGUACACUGGCCUGUGUGUUGGCGUCCGCCUGCCAGCCUCUCCCAAGCCCCUGGAGCCAGCAUCCGAGGAGAUUGGCACUACCUGGGAGCCCACAUUCAGGGUCAUGUUCUCCUGUGCUGUGGGAAAGCCCAGCUACAGUGAUGACCUGAGGAGACGCCGCCUCCUGGAAAGAGGCCCACCAGGAAUUUGUGCAUGAGAGGAGGAAACUGCACCAUCCUAAGGGUGCUGCCUGGUGCACCUUCCUUUUGCUGGCAUGUUUGGUAAGGAAGGAGACUGCUCCCUCUCUUCAAAGUCACCACAGCCACGGAGAAUACUCUGCGGAGCAGUGCAGCCGUUGUCUUCACACUUCCUGAAGCACCACCAAAGAAAGGAAAAGACACCACGCAAAAGCAAGUCAUAGAGACGUACAGGAGGGCCGGCCGGCCAGGCCAGUGCGCAAGCUAGCAUCGCAGGGGAAGCUGAGGGGUGGCAGACUCCGCAUUCAUUAUGCAAGUUAGGAGGAUGCAGGAGCGGUCAUCCCCAGCCCCUACCGAACAUCGAACAUCGGCCCUCAGAGGCCAAAGCUGCAGACCUCUGCUCUCACUGGCCGCAGCCUGAGGCCUGUGGAUUGCUGCGUUCUGCUUUCAGUUCACAAGCAUUCUGACACUGGAAAGUGCUGACUUGGAGGGCUGUGGGGGCCUACAGCACAGGCCUCCUGCUGACAGGCAGGCAUGUCUUUGUUCAGCACUGCCCGUGGGCAGGAGGCUACUUAUCUUCUGCCUGCGGGUUCUUCCUGCAUUUGCACAUUGAAAAGAAGCUGACAACUUGGCAAGAUGCUCAGCCACUUCGGACCCUUUUUGUCAAUUAACUUAUUUUUUUAAUACUUGAAAAGAAGCAACGUCAUUUUUAUAUCCUUCCUAGAGACACUGAUCACCUGGCACCUGCGUGUAGGAGUGACAGAGAGGCCUCUGAGACAUCCUGCACCCUGUCUGAUUCGAGACUGAAUGCUUGUUACAUGCAUCUAUUUAUUAGCUUCUUGGUAGUGUUACUGACCUGGUUGGCAUCAGGGAGGAGCUCGAGACCCUCUGGACCCUUGUUCACAGCUUUUCUGUCCCCUCUAGUAACUGUCACCUACCCUACCCACCCACCAGCCUGCCCUCAUUUGUCUGUCGAAGAUGCAUCUCAGCACCACUGCGGGAAGCUAAGAGGCAGAGAUCCCUCUCCAUAGGGAUAUUUCUAUUGGUUUUGGUGCCAGAGUGUCCCCUCGCUUUGCAGGUGUGUUAAAGCUUGGGCAUAAACCCCCUUGGGCUGGCGAGACCAUGUAGGGUGGGACUGGCCUACGGGCCAGCCAAACUGGAGCACAGGCAUUGGGAUUUAGGCUGCUCCAGGCAAACGGGCUACUCCAGCCCUCUCUUCCUUUGCAUACUAGGAUCUCCUGAGGCAGCAAGGGCUAAUCAGCACCGUGUAACAGCUCCACAUGCCAAAUUGUUCAUUCUCAUAGUUCAGCCAGAGACAAGCGAGCUGUGCACAGCCCAUUCAAGCCACUGACUGAGAAAACUGGGUGGUAAGUGCUUGCCUGUCACAAGAAUCAGCACACCGUCAGCCCAGGGGGUCAGUGCCAGGCCCAUCCAGGAGAAGGCACUGAGGCCACUCCUGGUGGGAUGGGACAGGGGGCCAUGCUGGCCUUGGACUUCCUGUGGAACCACACUGUGCCUCAACGUGAACAUACGUCUGACUACAAAGGAGCAAAGAACCUGUCUUUUCUGCACUCUGUCUAGAAGCUGCCGUCUGUCCUUGGGAACCUAGAUGUGCCACUGCAGCCAUCGCAGCUCUGACUUCCUCGUGUCCUGUUUUCCAGUGAGGCAGUCUCCAUAUUUAUUCUUUUUUCCUAAAGGCAGGAAGGAGAGUGUUCUCAUCCCAUCUUCAAACCCCAUUUCCCAGUAAACAUCCACUGGAGACAGGACCUUCGUUGCCUGUGUGGCCUUUUCCCUUCCUCCAUCCCCAGUCUUCAAACCCUGCAGAGUUGCCUCCAUCCCCUUUGUUCCACUAACUCCAGAACAAGAAAGCAGUUUUGAGAGUGACCACAGCCUUAGGGCUGUGCCUCACGUGGCCUCACAGAGCCUCCUGCUGCUGCCCGGUCCUUGUCAGCCUUGAUACCACUCAGCUUUCCAAAGCACACACUGCUGCCUGCAGUCACUUUCAAGGGGGCCAAAGAAUGCUGAGAGGCCUCUCGAAUCCACCAGCCAGCCAGAGGUCCCCCAGCAGUGUUAGGGCAUCAGUUCUCAGCACUUUCUAAAGCUCGCAGUUUGUAACCACUACGAUUUCGUGCCCUGGGGGCUUGCUGCAUGAAGUGUUUUCCAUCUCUGGAAAAGCGUGCAGCUCCUGCCAGCUUUUCUGCCCAAGAAGUAAGCUUUGCCCUGAAGGCAGGGAAGCAGAGUCCAUUGGAGUGACCCUAAACACAAGGCUGAGUGCAGUGGCACCUGUUAGGGACAGACAGAAGCCGUUUCCAUGCCCCAGCCUGAGGCCAACCAGCAGCUCCACAUGAGAUUCUAACCCUGCUCAAUCGCUAUCUUUGGCCUUUGUCCCCAGCUGCCUCCGCAAGCUGAUUUUGACCAGCAGUGAAAGGAGAGUUUGAUAAAAAGUUUAGGGCCUGGUAGCAAAGCUCAGUGAUAGAGUGUGUGCUUAGCAUGUGCGAGGCUCUGGGUUCCAUCCCAACUCUGAGGAAAAAAAAAAAGUGAUAUCAUCUGGACUUCUGACCCACAAAGGAUAAUGAUACGUUUUAUGCACAAUAAAAUUUUUAAAAGAAA
This is a messenger RNA of Cavia porcellus (domestic guinea pig), 11352 nucleotides long. RefSeq names its product microtubule associated monooxygenase, calponin and LIM domain containing 3 (gene Mical3). Gene Ontology annotation, molecular function: FAD binding; protein binding. Lineage: Eukaryota; Metazoa; Chordata; Mammalia; Rodentia; Caviidae. The record is from RefSeq and is a predicted model, not a curated record. Bases 1810 to 8556 code for a protein of 2248 amino acids. The transcript is spliced from 41 exons.